Oppiella nova is the source of this 769-nucleotide messenger RNA. Lineage: Eukaryota; Metazoa; Arthropoda; Arachnida; Sarcoptiformes; Oppiidae. The record is from the annotation of a GenBank genome assembly.
AAUUCAUAUUGUAUUUUAAUAAUUAACUAUUAAAACUGAUCGCAAAUAUGUGUAGCAUAUAUUUGGCCACUAUCCUGGUAACAUUGGUUUACAUCGGGGACUCCAGUGCCGCACCAAAUGUCAAACUCAGUCUGUAUUACGAGAGUCUGUGUCCGUACUCUCGGGCCUUCAUUCUCAACCAAUUGGUGCCAACGUAUCAGAAAUUAGAGUCCAUACUGACGGUCGACCUACUGGUGCCGUACGGGUGGGCCAAGUCUACCAAAGUGACCAAACCUGACGGCACUUUCGAUGUGGAGUUCACGUGCCAGCACGGGGUGCAGGAGUGCAUCGGCAAUGAGAUACAUAAUUGUGUCUUAAACACCGAAACCAUUGCUAAAACUCUGACUUUGUUUGGCUGUAUGUAUAACGCAACUGAUUAUAAAACUCCGCUCACGGCUGGCAAAGAGUGCGCAACAAAACAGGGUCUCAAUUGGGCGGCCAUUGAUGAGUGCGCGACGGGACCGUUGGGUCGGGGACUACACCUUCUGGCGGGUGAGGUAUUUAAUAAGGCGACCCCCAAGCCUACAGGAGUGCCACACAUUUUACUCAAUGGUCAACACACGGCAGAGAUCAGUGAUAGAGCUGAAAAGGACCUGGUGGCACUCGUAUGCGACACCUAUACUGGCACAAAACCAGACGCGUGUAAAAAAUAAGCAAAAUUAUAUAUUUUUGUCAAAUAUUAAAUGUUUGCAUUAAAUUAUUAAACACUCUAUUUUUAUUGUGAAAUUAA